This is a messenger RNA of Moesziomyces aphidis, 1461 nucleotides long. NCBI's taxonomy places the organism in Eukaryota, Fungi, Basidiomycota, Ustilaginomycetes, Ustilaginales, Ustilaginaceae. The record is from the annotation of a GenBank genome assembly.
AUGCCGGUAGCGACCAAGACGCCGUUUACGCUGGGCGGGGUGGUGUCCAAGUACGUGUCCUCGCGUCGGGCGCGUGUGCAGGCGCAGAAGCAGGCCCAAGGCACUACUUCCGGUCCAACAGGUGCGGAGGUGGAUGCACAUGUAGCCAGCACGCUCACGCGCAAACAGGCCGCGCGCAUCCCUGCCUUCCUCGAGCCCGACUCGAUCGACUCGCCCACCGAGCAGGCGGACGCAGAGGGUAGGGUGUUGGGGCUGGAAGAUCCGAAUGAGCCUUCGCUCGUAGACGACGCUCACACCGCCGUUCGCACCACCGCCGUGCCUACCGUUGUUCCCACAACACCUCUUACCGAUGCAGCAUUGCUGGAGCAGGUAGCGACCCUUACGCACGGGGGACAGACAUCCGUUCCUGUCUUUCCCGCACCUACCGACGUCUCUACGCAAGUGGUGGAUGGGAACCAGUCUGGCUUUGUCGACCCACGUACCUACGGCGGCACAUCGUUUGACCUCGUCGGUAACGGCGAGCACGAACCUCUCAAUGUCAUCAUCUCUUCGCUCUCCUCGCCCGCCAUCCUCACACGCAAAGGGUUCCAAUCCUACUGUCGCUCGCUCGACUUUGACCGCGAGUGUCUCGGCCUUCACGCCGGAGGGGCGCAGAAGGCCUACAUCGACCCACGCGGUUGGCGCGACCAGGAGUUCCUCUACCGCCAAGUGUACACGCCGCUCGACCACGUCUUUGGCACGUGCAUCGAGAGUCUAGUUGGUGGCAACCACAUCCGAGCCUGGCAGCAACAGGGAUCCGGGGCAUGGUUCCUGGCGACUAGCAAGGAGAUGGACGCGUCCAAGAACCACAUGAUCGUACCCGAUGGAUACAAUGUCGGUCGGAACAUCCUCGUGUCUCUCGCAAUGGGCAAAGGCGAUGGAAAUACGAGCUUCAUGGGGACGAAGUACCAUACCGACGUCACGUUUGUUGCCGGACUCAUGCCGCCAGGUAUGCAGGGCGUCAACCACGAUAUUGCCGUCGACGGCUUGACUGCCGUGCUCACCGUCGCGAUCCAGUCGGACGGGGCGUGGUUCUGGGCUAAACAUCAGAAGAACACAGAGGCAUUCCCCGUCGAGGUUCCCGUUGCGGGAGGUAUGGUGGCCGCAGAAGAGCCUGAGGAGACCAAGGUGCGCAGGAAGCGCUUCAGCCUCGCACGCAUUGUGCGGCCGAGUGGCGAGCAGCACCGCGAUGAAGCGACUGCCGCCAAGCAAGGCCAUGUGUGGGACAAGAUCAAGCAGAUCACCAAGGCGCACAAGACGCCGCAGACCAAGCAGCCGGGUGACGAUGCAGCGCUGCACAGCUCGGUCGAUUCCGGAUCGACGACCGCCGAUGUGGCUCAGCUGGGCGUCAGCACCGACACGGCCAAAGACGCUCCCGUGCCAAGCGGAAUUCCUGAUGCUGCUCCUACCAUCGCCUCCUGA